Molecule: messenger RNA, 480 nt
Organism: Didymodactylos carnosus
Lineage: Eukaryota; Metazoa; Rotifera; Eurotatoria; Philodinida; Philodinidae
Source: the annotation of a GenBank genome assembly
AUGUUGAAACGAAUAUGUGUGGAUGAUUCUAUCUGCAAAGGUUGCCGGUCAAAAUAUGAUAAAGGGGUUAAAAAGACCAAUAAUGAUUUUAAGAGCUUUACUCAAGAGGCUCAAGCUAAUGUCGAUAUUGCUAAUGAUCAAAAUGAUUCCGAAACUAUGGAGAUUCAUCAUACUAAUAGCUCAAUGGAGUUGUCCAAUAGUAGUGAUGGUCCGAUAACUGUCUCAAGUUCUGUGCAAAUUCCUGUUCAGAGAGUAACCAAAUCGCACAGGAGUUUAACAUUUGAAGCGUAUCAACAAAUAUCUGGGCCUAUAUCCGACGUCAUAACAUACACAUCAAGUGAUGUUUUACAAUUGCUUCAUGAUUUUCGCAAAGUUUCAGCCGUGAUGCAAAAGAACGCACUUAAUUUUGACGAUCCCUCUUCUUUUAGUGAUACUGCUUAUUACAAUCUAACUGGUUUAAAGAAAAGUCAGUAUAAUUAG